Molecule: messenger RNA, 2190 nt
Organism: Amorphotheca resinae ATCC 22711
Lineage: Eukaryota; Fungi; Ascomycota; Leotiomycetes; Helotiales; Amorphothecaceae
Exons: 2
Coding region: 1-2190 (729 amino acids)
Source: RefSeq, a predicted model, not a curated record
AUGCCUGGAUCCCCGCCCGACCUAACGGGCUCCAAGUCCUCCAAGUCCUCCUCCUUCCACUCCUCGUACCAGUCCGACGACAACACCAUCCUCACCGACGUCGCCAAUUUCGAGGACAUCGGCCUCGACGACGAGUCUCGAGCGGACCCUGACGUCGGGGAAUUCGCGGUCAAGACGUCCUUGAACCCUUACGAUGCCUCCUACGCGUCCGAUCUCCGCGCAUCCGCCCGACAGCGGCAUCGGGUGCCGAUGUCGACGACAAAUGGCAACCGGGCGCAGAGGGAAUUGAUUACCUCCAAGGCCAGAUCCCCGGCACCGGCACCCUACCAGAACCGGAGGGCCCUGCUCAGGAGCGUGACAGCGGAUGGUGCCGUGCCGGCUCAUAAUGCCCGCAGUCCAACGAGGGUCGGGCUGGGCUUGCUGCCAGAGGGCCCUCUAAAUAGCCCAUCGUCAAGGAGAGCCCUCACAAGUCCGAGCACCCCAUCUUUACCCCUGACCAAACGAAACAGAAGCUCAAGUCCGAAUCUACCGGUUGGCCCGGAACACGAUCUGCCUGCAGGCCACUUGAGGGUGCGGAGACGAAGUUGGCAAUCUAACCGUGAGCGGAAAUCUGCAACUGAGCUCGAGAAGGAAUGUGACGACGAUGACGGGGACGAUGUUCCGGACGAUAUUUAUCUCGAGAAUAUACCGAUAUCUCCCCGGCCCCCACAAGAACGCGCAGUCAGCGUGCCACCAUCAACCUCCCCAAGCCCUGAACGACGGCCGAAGGAGAGAGUGAGGAGCGUUGGAAAUGGCACAUCUCCUGUCCCCGCCGAGCAAGGCGAGUUGCGACCAGCUAAGCCUCCUCAGAAUCGUGGAGCUAGCGUCGGACCUCCGAGUACAUUUCCCAAAGGACGGGCGAAGAGCUGGACGGCAGUCUUGUCGGAACUCAAUGCAGAAGCAAAAGCCCUGACGGAAGCUCUGGAAGCCCAUGCCGCGGACGAAGAAAACAGAGAGCCCGAUCCUCGACAACGGCGGAGCUUUGGUAACGGCGCGGCUACCAACUUCGACAAACCCACGAGGAUUAGAUCCGCAAUUGCUGAAUUGCCCCCACUGCGAAGAACCAACAUAAUGAUCGACCCCCUUCCCAUAUCGAAAGAGAAGGAAGCCGUGUUAUCCCGAACCCGACCAUCAUGGCUCCCCCCCAAAGAUCCAGCGGAGGAGAAGAGACAUCUGAAGGAAUACCAGAGGAUGAUGGCCAUGUCCCUAGAAGCUGAUCGCAAAAGAGAGGCCGAGAAACGAGCGAAAUCUACGUGCAAAGACGACACGGCAAGCUCGUUGCUGCGGAUCUGGGAGGAACACGUCAUACCGAAUUGGGAUAACGUUAUCCGUCAGAAGCGGACCCGAGAGCUGUGGUGGAGGGGCAUUGCUCCGAGAAGUCGGGGCACUGUCUGGGCUAAAGCAAUUGGCAAUGAGCUCGGAUUGACACCCUCCUCAUACACUGCGGCUCUACGAAGAGCACAAGGACUGGAGAAGACAAUAACGAAAGGCUCACAAUUGACUCCUGAGGAAGAGAGGAAAAAGGGCUGGCUAAACAGGAUCGAAUCUGACGUCAAGAGCACGUUUCCCGAGCUGAGGAUAUUUCAGCCGACCGGGCCGCUCCAUGAACCUUUGAAGGAUGUGCUCAAGGCAUAUGCGAUGUACCGGAGUGAUGUUGGUUACAUACACGGGACAAAUACCAUCGCAGCACUCCUCCUCUUGAACAUGGACACGCCUGCGGCAUGUUUCCAGGCGCUUUCGAACAUCCUUAACCGCCCCCUACCUCUUUCUUUCCACACCUCCGACUCUGGCGCAGUAUCGCGCAGCUACAAUCUUCUGCUUUCAACGUUGCAGCAUAGAUCCCCACGAUUAUACAAGCUCCUCACAGAUUCUGACAUCGCUCCACGUCCGGACUUAUACCUACGAGAUAUGUUCGCGAGUCUCUUCACUGAUCGUCUCAGUCUCGAUAAUGUAACCCGGCUGUGGGACGUCAUGGUCUUUGAGGGCGAUGCGGUCCUAGUCCGGGCUGGGGUCGCCUACCUGACGGCAAUCGAAGGAAAGCUUUUUGGUGCGGCAAGUGCCAAGGAAAUUUGUGAGAUCGUGGGCGCUGGAUUGGAUAACAUUGACGAGGAACAAUGGAUGAAAGAGGUUCGAACUGCUGGGAAGUCCUGA